Messenger RNA from Python bivittatus (Burmese python), 1221 nucleotides. Lineage: Eukaryota; Metazoa; Chordata; Lepidosauria; Squamata; Pythonidae. The record is from RefSeq and is a predicted model, not a curated record.
AUGUGGGUAGUGCCAGAGCGGGUGGCCGUGAGUGUCCCUGGAUGCGUUGUUUCUACCCCCGGUAGGUUCCCAAAGUCUCUUCCCUUCAGCUGCGCGUCCUGGGUCUCCCCGCACCCGAAGCACACCGCCGUGGCCUUCCUGAAGACCCACAAAACAGCUAGCACCACCGUGCAGAACCUCCUCUUCCGUUUCGCGGAGCGGCACAACGUCACCGUGGCCCUGCCCCACCACGCCUGUGACCACCAGUUCUGCUACCCCCGCAACUUCUCGACUCGCUUCGUGCACCCGUACACCAUCCCGCCCCGCCUCAUCGCCAGCCACUUGCGCUUCAACCGCGACGAGCUGCACCACCUCAUGCCCAACGACACCAUUUACAUCACCAUCCUGCGCGAGCCGGUGGCCAUGUUCGAAUCCCUUUUCAGUUACUACAAUCAGUACUGCCCGGCUUUCCGACGGGUGCCCAAUGGAUCCAUGGAGACCUUCCUGAACAAUCCGGAGCAGUACUACCGUUCCCAUGAGAAAUAUGCCAUGUAUGCCCGUAAUACCCUGGUGUACGACCUGGGGGGUGACCCCGAGCACAACCCCAAUGACCCCACGUACCUCCCCAAGUUCAUCCAUCAGGUAGAAGGCAUUUUCUCUCUGGUCAUGUUGGCCGAAUAUUUUGAUGAAUCGUUGAUCCUCCUCCGCCAUCUGCUGGCGUGGGACCUGGACGACAUCCUCUACGUCAAGCUGAAUAUGCGCAGUCCGGAAUCCAAGCUCAACAUCACCUCGGCCCACGUGGCCGCCCAGAUCCGCUCCUGGAACGCUCUCGACGCCGGCCUCUACGACCACUUCAAUGCCACCUUCUGGAGGAAGCUAAACAAGAUGGACCAAGGCUGUGUCCAGAAAGAAGUCCACGCUCUUCACCAGGCCUGCGAGCGCUUGGCACGCCACUGCUUUCAGGGCCAACCCCAGCUGCGCCCAGCCAUGCAGAUCAAGAACAAAGACCUCCGGCCCUGGCAACCGAGUGCCAAGGUGGACAUUGUGGGCUACGACCUCCCAGGCUCGGGGGCCCAUUUGGACGAGCAAUGUCUCAAACUUGUCAUGCCCGAGGUACAGUAUUCGCGCUACCUGUUACGGAAGCAGAGCCUCAAAAAUCGGCGUAAGGCCAUCCCCCAUCAGCCUCUCUCCCCCCGGGGACUUCUGCACCCACCUCGGCACCCUGGGGUCAAAGCUUCCUGA